Messenger RNA from Pyrus x bretschneideri (Chinese white pear), 1469 nucleotides. Its product is annotated as rRNA (cytosine-C(5))-methyltransferase NOP2C. The transcript is spliced from 9 exons. Gene Ontology annotation, biological process: RNA methylation. NCBI's taxonomy places the organism in Eukaryota, Viridiplantae, Streptophyta, Magnoliopsida, Rosales, Rosaceae. Gene Ontology annotation, molecular function: methyltransferase activity. The record is from RefSeq and is a predicted model, not a curated record. The coding region runs from base 85 to 1266 and encodes 393 amino acids.
AGUAAAAACGAUCUAUGUUUUUGUACCUAGUCUAAAAGCCCCUUGAUUUAUUUGUUGAAGCUUUCGAAUCUGUCUGCGAAUUUCAUGGAAGAAGAAGAAGAAGCUUCGAAGCCGGCGCUGCCGGACGCCUUCCUCGAUUUUCUGAAGGAGAACGGGUUGGACCCUUCCAUUUAUUCCGAGAGCCACUCGACCCCUCGUUACAUAAGGUUAAAGCCUGGUUUGGAAGCUCGAAUCGAAGAGAUUGAAGCUGAUAUCAAGUGGAAGCUUGAAGAAGUGGAAUGGUUGCCUGGAUUUUAUGCUCUUCCGCCGGAUGUACAGAUUGCUAACUCAAAUGCUUACCGGGAAGGGAAGAUAUAUGGAAUCGACGCGGCGUCUGGUGCUGCUGUUUCAGCAUUGGAUAUCUCAACUGGAGAUCAUGUUCUUGACCUUUGUGCUGCUCCUGGUGCUAAGCUUUGUAUGAUAUCCGACCUUCUUGGUGAUUCGGGUUCUGUAACUGGUGUUGAUGUUUCAAGCCAUCGUUUAGCAGCCUGUAGGACAAUGUUGCAGAAAUAUGCAUUGGGCAAUCGCUGCCGACUAUUUGUUGCUGAUGGGACAAAUUUUUCCCUCAUACCCUGGAGAGUUCACUCAGAUCCAAAAUCAUGUGAAUCUGCUUUGGAAGAGAAUGUGACAUUCAAGGAGUGGACAUCUAGGAGACCAUGGAAAGAAAGGAAACAAGCAGCUAGGAUAAGAAAAAGUGGUGCUGUGCGGUUAGGGAAUCAACUUCCAGACCUCAUUUAUUAUGGCUGCCACUCUGGUGUGGUUGGACUGACUAAAAGUGAAUUAUACCAAACUUUUCAUGACGACAAAUAUUUGAGCUAUGGCUAUGACAAGGUCCUAGUGGAUGCAGAGUGCACUCAUGAUGGAUCAAUUAAACAUGUCAAGAAAUUCGAACAGUGGGGCUGGGAAACUCUUCAACGCCGUGUACUGGAUGCCGAGAGAAGUGAUAGCCUCACUGUGCUUCAGUUGAAGCUCCUAACAAAUGGUUUUCGAUUGCUAAGAGCUGGGGGGAUUCUUGUUUAUAGCACUUGCAGUUUGACAGUUGCUCAGAACGAAGAUGUGGUAAAGCAGUUUCUCGAGGGACAUCCUUGUGCAGAAUUGCAGGUGAUAGAUGCUGCUGAAAAUUGGCCUUGCAAGAACGGGCGAGUACCAAAUACCCUGCGCUUUGAUCCCUUGACUUCAAAAACGAGCGGACUGUUUGUCGCAAAGUUCUCGAAAUUGACCAGUUAAUCUAGUUUUUCGUUGUACUACAUUUUUUUUUCCGUUUCUUGAAGCUGCUGAUCAAUUCCGGCAACCAGUAGGAGAGGAGAGGAUCACAAUUAACACCAACAUAUAUGCUGUAUCUCUUUAUAUUUCUUUCCAGUAGAAAGAAAUCAUACAAAAGCAGUGAACAUUUCAUUCAAGCAAGGCAAAUGACAUUGCUGGUUUCUUCC